AGCCCCGCCCCAAGGCCCGGAAGCGAAAGCUGUUCCUCCUCUUCCGAGCGGGGUCACGGCCCAGCCGGCGGGAGCCGGGUUUGGAGAGUCCCGGGCACUCGGAGAAUCCGGGUAGCCCCGGCUGGAGCCAUGUCCCGGAACCUGCGCACUGCUCUCAUUUUCGGUGGCUUCAUCUCCCUGAUCGGCGCCGCCUUCUACCCCAUCUACUUCCGGCCCUUAAUGCGGCUGGAGGAGUACAAGAAGGAACAAGCCAUUAAUCGAGCUGGUAUUGUUCAAGAAGACGUGCAGCCACCAGGUAAACUUAAAAAUCAAGACAAAAAUCUCAUGUGAACUGCUGCGUUGUUGGGGGGAGGGUUGAAAGUGUGGUCGGAUCCAUUUGGCCGGAAAUGAGAAGAUUAACACCACCUCUAGUGAUGCAAGUAGACAGAGACGUCAUGCUUUCAGUUCUGCAGCAAGCGCAAUAAGUCACCUGGCUAGGGAACACUGGCUGGAGCAGAAAACUCUAGAAGGCCAUGAAGAGUCCUGUGCAUGAGGAUUAUGUCCCUUCUUAAAAGAACCCUGGAACAAAUCAUGCUAUUAGGAGGGUUUUCAUGAUUUGGUUUCCUUUCUAAAAAUGAAGCUGUCUCACUCAGCUGGGCUUGAAGGCUAUCUACAUAUUAUUCAGUCUCUACCUCUUAGCCAGCCAUGCUGUGAUAUGAAUACAAGCAACCAGUAGACUGGGAAAGAUCCUAGACUGUUCCAUCCUCCAAAUAGGAAAUUUCAGGGGAAAACUACCAUAUUGAGCAGCCUCAUAGGGCUCUUCGAAAAUGUUAAAGUUGAUAAAACUCUUUGAGGACAAGGUACAUUGUACUCUUUAGGAAUAAGUAGUUCAGCUCAACUAUCUCAUUAGGAAGGUUGCUGCAUGUUGAGAAAUAAAUUUGAAGCAAACUAAAUGGGUCUGCAUGCCUAUUAGAAAUCAUUGUUGAAUUGACUGAAGUGAAAAUGUAUAUAUUAAAAUGAUUUCUCUUA
Messenger RNA from Dama dama (fallow deer), 1008 nucleotides. It is a transcript of the gene SMIM20, whose product is annotated as small integral membrane protein 20. NCBI's taxonomy places the organism in Eukaryota, Metazoa, Chordata, Mammalia, Artiodactyla, Cervidae. Gene Ontology annotation, cellular component: mitochondrial inner membrane. Gene Ontology annotation, biological process: mitochondrial respiratory chain complex IV assembly. The transcript has 3 exons. Bases 130 to 330 code for a protein of 66 amino acids. The record is from RefSeq and is a predicted model, not a curated record.